AUGGAGAUGAAUCGCCAACUGCAGUCGCAAGGGGAGCACGAGCACACCUCCACCAUGACAUCUGGAUCUGAGACUCCCGAUGCUUCAUCUGAUGUUUCUCCCUCUCUACCUUUCCCUCCAUUACAAGACACUUCCCUGGAGACGGUCCCUGCUCUGCCGCCAUCUUCGAGAAACACAAGAAAACUCACCAUCAACAGCACCAUAGCCCGCCCGCCGCCAGCGACGCAUUUGAUUCGACGCAAACCGCUGUCGUCGACCGCAUCGCCAAUCGCUACCAGGUACUCAUCCGGAGACUAUCUCACCAUUGCCCAUGGUCUACCGCGACCCGAGCAGAGGUACUCACGGUCGUUUUCGGUUGACAGUCCUACCGUUUAUGAGUUCCAACCUCUCGCAUCUAUAGAAACAAUUGCGGGCUUGGAAUUCCCAAAGGCUAAAGCGGCUGCGCCAACUGAGCCCGAGUCGCCCAACAGCGACGUAGGGAACAUUCCACAUAACAAGGCAGCUCUGCUACGGUCACCUUUUUCGCCUCCGCUCAUGACGUCCGAGUCGGCUGUCAUAGCGGCAGAGGUCAAACAACCCAUCUUGGCAGACCACCACAACCUUGCAGCUCCUCAAACAAUCCUGACAGCUGGGCUGUCACAACAUAGCGAGCAAUCUUCCCGUCAAGGUUCGGUGGCUGGCACCGGGUCUGACGAGGACCCUUUGAGCGUGCUCGACGGAUAUAACAGUGAUUCGUCCUAUAACUCUAAUUCUAAUCAUUCUAAUAUGUCCCUGUAUGCCACUCGGAAACCAGCACCACCACACCUUAGUCUAGCAGAUGUCGAUGCAGACACUAGAGCUACCUCAGCAUUAAGUGAUACCGAGGUCAAAACACCAGAUACAAAUAAACCACUCCCCAAAUCACCAGGCUCCUCAAAGCUUAGUUCUUUCUUUGGCUGGGGUUCCGCGUCACCUUCCACGCCAGAGUUCUCCGAUAAAGGAAGCGUCUCACCUAUACCGUCGCCCUUUGGAUUCACCAGAUCGAAUACUCAACCAGAUGCAUCCCCCGUUACCACACUCAGGCCCACAUCUCUUCUUGAAGCCCCCAGAGCUUCAUUCAGUUCCGGGAACUCUCGGGACUACGUUGACUCCUAUCUCGCCACACCCACGGCACUUUCAGCUACAGCUACGGCAGAGAUCGAAGAAAUGGAGGACGAAUUAAAGGCCAUCUCGUCCGAGUUGGCGGCGUCUAUUCGGCGCGAAAUGGACUUGGAAGACCUCGUCGAUAGACUACAAGCGGAAAAGGACAACCCAACGACUAUCGGAAACAAGAGGACUAGUGAUUACUUCUCGGACUCUGGAUAUAGUUCAGCCAGGUUCAGUGAAUACGACCAACAAAAGGAAGAGAUUGAGAAAAUACAGAGGAGGUCGGAACAAGAGAAGGCUCAGAUCAGGCUGGAUCUGACUAGUAAGGUACAAGAAGAGAGGUCGAAGAGAGCCGAGUUGGACUCGCAGAUCAAGGAACUUUCCGAGAGGGCCUCGCAAAUCGACCUCGUGCAGAUGAACAGCAUGGACGCGACUGGCAGAAUCAAGGAUCUGGAGUCGACUUGUGACACUCUGCGAAGGAAGCUAUCUGAGGAAAGACAGGUCAAGGAUAACUUCGAAGACCUGCUCUCUGCACUCAAAGGUGAGCUCCAGAAUGCCGCCAACGAGCGUGACAACCUUCGAGAUGAAAUUGUUCCUCAACUUCGAGCUCGUGUCGAAGGUCUAGAAGGUCAAGCAACUGAUCUGGAGAAAAUGACCUACGAGUCCACCAAAAUGCAACAGGAGUUGCAGGCUCUGAAAAACGAAAACAUAUCACUGAAGCACGCCCAAUCAUCAAUGGGCAGUAUUGCGGAGGAAUCGAGUUUCCAGGCGAUAAGCUCUAGAAUGUCCCGUUCCAGCUCGAUCACAGGUCCGCCCUCCGCGUUCAAGUCCUCUUCACGGCCUCCAUCUGGAUUGUCGAGAUCCAAGUCGGUUAAGAUGACAGAAUCACGUGACACAAAUGAGUCGCGGCAGAUGCUCUCGGACCGACUGAAGGACGUAGAAGAACAACGAGAUGCCCUUCAUAGGGCGUUGAAGGCUCUUCUAGAGCGUCAAGAGUGCCAGAACCGAGAAAAUGAGAAGAAGAUUAAGGCUCUCGAAAUGGAACGUGAUCGUGUCAUGAGUGGGUCGCCGCAGAAGGCUGGUUUUGUCAAAGAGGUGUCGAACCUCCGUGAGGAGAUCAACGUCUUGCGUCGCAGAUCUGAGGAGGCCCUUGAACAGAAGUGGCAAGUCGAAAAAGGUCUUGCAGGCCUGAAAAUGGAUCUUGACCGUGCUGAGCAGGAAAUAUCAUCCCUGCGCAGUCUGCUUCAGGAGAAGGAUAUCCUCAUUCCAGAGGCGCUUGCUCGCUCCAGUGCCAGCAGUGACGGCCAAUACCGCGCACCUGUUACCUCUGAAUCUCUUGUCACAGCUUACUCUGAAUUGCAAGGCGCGUAUUCCUCUGCUCUCGACCGCGUCAAAGAGCUUGAGCUAGGUUCCACGCCUCAAGAUGAGAAGACUAAACUUGCUCUUGAGAAGCUUGAGCAGAGUCUUUCUUUGGCUGUCUCGGAGCGAGACUAUGCCAUGCAAGACGUAUCCUCUUAUAAGACGCAGCUCGACACCUUGAAGGCUGGCGAGCGGGUCUAUAUGGAGAGCGAGAAGGCUCUUGCUGACGAGCUUACAGAGUCUGCUCGACGCGUCGAAGAGCUUUCCACACAGGUUCGCCAGCAAUUAGCUACCAAUCAAAAUCUGCGUCAACGUCUCACAGAUACUGUUGCCAGGGGCGAGGCAGAGCAGAAAGCCAACGCAGUGCGAAUCGCUGCGAUGCAGAAUCGUUUAGCUACUCUAGAAGAGCAAGUCGUUGCUGCUCAGACGGCCUCGGAGGAGCGCGUCACUCGUCACGAAGACGAAAUAACCGCCAUGAAGGAAGGCCAUAGCAGGCAGCUGUCCCGCCUUAGCAAUGGUCUUCGAUCACCUCGUGCCUUCCCCUCAAAGUCACCAUUGUCACCGUUCUUUGCCACCCCGGCCUCGCGAUCACCGCGCCUUAGCAUCACACGCACUGGACCAGCCAUGAGCGUCGCUGAGGAGACCCAGGUCGCAGCUCUCAAGGCGAAAGUGGCCGAGCUCGAGACGGCGCUCACUCAAGCCGAUUCUGACAUGGAAGAGGUCGUUGGUCGCAUGAACGCGGCACAGAUUGAGGUUCUGCAGUUGCAGGAAGAGCGUGAAGCCGUCAUGAGCCAGACUAGAAGACUGGAGAGGGAGCUGACGGCCGAGAAGGUCAAGGCCUUUGAAGGGCGAUUCAAGAGCUUGCAAUCAUAG
This is a messenger RNA of Truncatella angustata, 3357 nucleotides long. RefSeq lists its product as uncharacterized. The record is from RefSeq and is a predicted model, not a curated record. Lineage: Eukaryota; Fungi; Ascomycota; Sordariomycetes; Amphisphaeriales; Sporocadaceae. The transcript has 2 exons. The coding region runs from base 1 to 3357 and encodes 1118 amino acids.